Armigeres subalbatus is the source of this 725-nucleotide messenger RNA. RefSeq lists its product as uncharacterized. Gene Ontology annotation, biological process: vacuolar proton-transporting V-type ATPase complex assembly. The record is from RefSeq and is a predicted model, not a curated record. The coding region runs from base 128 to 598 and encodes 156 amino acids. The transcript has a single exon. Lineage: Eukaryota; Metazoa; Arthropoda; Insecta; Diptera; Culicidae.
CUAGAAACGUCAAAAUCACCUGACGAUUGUUUUAUCUGUUUUGAUCGUUUUGAUUAAAAAUUAUUUUAAAGAGAUCGAUAUUUUUCAUAAAAUUUGGAAACUAUAUCCAAAGAACAUUCCUUUCAAAAUGCCGGCAACUCGUGAGGAUGUGUGUCAGCUGAUGGAUAAACUGCUGAUCCACUCGCUAGAGUUGAUGGAGCAGGAGAUAAAGUUGAAAACGACAAUCGAAGCCGUGACAAAUGAUGGACAACUGGACUUGGCCCAUACACGGUUCACCAAAGGCAGUCACUCGGUCUCGGCUGUACAGCUGCCAACCGAGGAUUACAAGGACUUCAGUGCGCUAAAUUCGCUCAGCGAGGAUCGCGACGAGCUGGACAAUGUGAAGAUAGCGUUGGAUAACCAUCCGGUUGACAAGGAGGCAGGCUAUAUCGAUCCGGUCAGGUGGUUCGGAAUUUUAAUGCCACCGACUUUGCAGAGUGCGCGAAAUAAGUUCUGUCGGGCGCUGGAGUACGUGGUCGAAUGUGGUAAUGUCCAGAUCCAGUUGAGGAAUGUUUUGCUCAAUUAUGAAAAACUUAAUAAAAUGAAAUUAGGAAUGUAAGGUUAAUCUUUGUCACUUCUACCAUUCAUUAGUUUGUAAGAUUUUGAAAUGCAUGGAAGUAAAUUGGUUUGAUAGAUAUACCGAUAUUUUUGCAUGGAGGAUGAUAUUAAUUUGAAAGUUAAGUUUA